Erinaceus europaeus (western European hedgehog) is the source of this 1509-nucleotide messenger RNA. RefSeq names its product small ubiquitin like modifier 2 (gene SUMO2). The transcript is spliced from 4 exons. Bases 187 to 474 code for a protein of 95 amino acids. The record is from RefSeq and is a predicted model, not a curated record. Gene Ontology annotation, biological process: protein sumoylation. Gene Ontology annotation, cellular component: nucleus. Gene Ontology annotation, molecular function: protein tag activity; ubiquitin-like protein ligase binding. Lineage: Eukaryota; Metazoa; Chordata; Mammalia; Eulipotyphla; Erinaceidae.
CCCCGGCGGCUCGUGCUCGCGCACGCAGGGUGGGGGGAGGGAGCGCACGACGUGCGCGCGCCCUCUCCCUCCUCCACCGCCGCUGCCUCCUUCUUCUGCCGCUCCUGGUGCUGCUUGUGUGCUGGUUUGGUGCGGACCUGGUACCUCUUUUGUGAAGCGGCAAGUGAGGAGACCCCGGCGUUCGCCAUGGCCGACGAAAAGCCCAAGGAAGGAGUCAAGACUGAGAACAACGACCAUAUUAAUCUGAAGGUGGCGGGUCAGGAUGGUUCGGUGGUGCAGUUUAAGAUUAAGAGGCAUACACCACUUAGUAAACUAAUGAAAGCCUAUUGUGAACGACAGGGAUUGUCAAUGAGGCAGAUCAGAUUCCGAUUUGACGGGCAGCCAAUCAAUGAAACAGAUACACCUGCACAGUUGGAAAUGGAGGAUGAAGAUACAAUUGAUGUGUUCCAGCAGCAGACAGGAGGUGUCUACUAAAAAGGGAGCCUGCUUCUUUACUCCAGAACUCUGUUCCUCCAGACCAAGAAGACAUUCUCAAUUAGAAAACCGCAAUUUGGUUCCACCACAUCCUGACUACUACAGUAUAGUUUUUCUCUAUUCUUUCAUUUUCCCCUUCCCCAUUCCUUUAUUGUACAUAAAGUAACUGGUGUAUGUGCACAAGCAUAUUGCAUUUUUUUAACUCAAUGGCCAAUGGUAUGUUUUGAUUGACAUCAAAUGGAGAUGGGAUGGGGAAAAUAUUGGUUCUGUGAAAAUACCCCCUUUCUCCAUUAGUGGCAUGCUCAUUCAGCUCUUAUCUUUAUAUUCCAGUAAGUUAUUUUGCUCUCAAUGUUUAACAAAAAGAACAACAUAAAAAUUCUUGCAUACCUUGUUUGAUUGGAGAAUCUUAAUGUUUUUCAUUUAUCAUUGUAAAACCAAGGACAAUUUUAUAACUUUUUUGUACGUAGCUGUUACAUGUAGGGCAAUCUGUCUUUAAGUAGGGGUAAAUUACUCUAAAAGAAAUGAAUCCUAGAUAGUUUUCCCUUCAAGUCAAGCGUCUUGUUGUUUAAAUAAACUUCUUGUUUAAAAUGAGCUGUUUUCUUUAUUCUGAGAGCUAUAAAAGUUGAAAGUUGUAGCUGGGCGGAGCGGGAGGGUGACAUGAAUAAACCUACAAUAUUUCAAGGGUGAAAUGAUACUAUUUUCCAUAUCUAGUGGACUGAGAAACAAAAAAGAAGAAUACUGACUGGUAACAUGUUUCAGCCUCAUUGUUCAAAAAGCUUUAGCAGUUCCAAAUACUCAGUUUCACUAGCAAAAGAAACUGGGUCAUAAUGUUAUGGAUCUACUGAAUUCUUACAUCUGUAAUGGUUACCUGAGGCAGAGUUCAUGUGACUAGAAAAAAGUCCCAAUUUUGCCAUUUUGCUUUUAAAUUAAUUCAACUGUUCUAGUCCUCACUUUGGUAAUAUUUGGCCUAGAGUUUAUGUUUCUUGUUUGUGGAUGCUAAGGGAAAAAAAUAAAAAUUGAUCAUUUAUGUGUUUA